Messenger RNA from Aureobasidium subglaciale EXF-2481, 1845 nucleotides. RefSeq lists its product as uncharacterized. The record is from RefSeq and is a predicted model, not a curated record. NCBI's taxonomy places the organism in Eukaryota, Fungi, Ascomycota, Dothideomycetes, Dothideales, Saccotheciaceae. Bases 1 to 1845 code for a protein of 614 amino acids. Gene Ontology annotation, molecular function: DNA-binding transcription factor activity, RNA polymerase II-specific; zinc ion binding. Gene Ontology annotation, biological process: regulation of DNA-templated transcription. The transcript is spliced from 2 exons.
AUGGCCGCCAACACCAACGUUCAAUCCAGUCUGCCUAGCAACUCUCCCACUGGUUCAUAUCUGGAAAUUCGUUCCUUGUCGAGUAGCGACAAUGGCUGGACUGCUGUUGACUUCCCCAUCUCGAGGCAUUCUCUUGGUUCAUAUGUCGAAGCCAACAACAACGCUAUCUUCAAUCCUAGUCAGACUUUGCAUAUCCGCAGUGCAUCAGAUUCCUCCAACGACGAUGCCAGCUCUGUUCAGUUGUCAAGCAGCUAUGAGGAGAUUCCUUUCCCUCUUUUCUCACCCGUCUCAGAUGGUUUCAGUGCUGGCGACUACGUUCAGCACAGAUCGCACCACACCAGAAACUUCUCUUCUGAUUACGAGCAUGACUACUCGUCCCACUCGACCUCAUCGUCGCCGCUAGCAAGUCCUGCAGAUGGCACACGGCCCUCAACUUCGCAAGCAGUGCAAAUUUCGACAAUCUCCUCCAACGCUUCAAGCCCAGUGUCACCUCCUGUCAGAAAACGAAAGACUCCCACUAACGCUCUGGCCAAGACUACCAAGUCGGCUAUCAAGAAGGCCACUCCUCCAGCUCGCAAAGACGGUGCACCCGAGAAGCGUGUUGGCAAGAGAAAGGGCCCCCUGCGUGCUGAUCAGCGUCAACAAGCUCAUGAGAUCAGAAAACUUCGCGCAUGUCUUCGUUGCAAAUUCCUCAAGAAGACUUGUGACAAGGGCAAUCCUUGCGGUGGUUGUCGUCCUUCUCAUGCCCGUCUUUGGCAAGUCCCUUGCACUCGAAUCGACAUCAAGGACAUUGGCUUCUUCAUGAAGGACUGGAAGGCUGACUACGAACGUCACGUCAAUCUCGGUGUAUCUGCUGCCAACAUCAAGGGAUUCUCCCCCAAUGAGCGCACCGUCUACAUCACGCACGGCUAUGGGUACCUGCUGCCAAUCAACGUUCGCGAGGUCUACGUUCGUGACGACAGCUGCUUCAAUAUCGACUGGUCUGAGAAGAUCAACGAUCCUAUUCAGUUCGAGUCUCAUACCUCGAAGCUGUCGACUGGUAUGGAGGGUGUUUCAGCCUCGAGUCUCUCGGACUAUCUCGAUUGUCAUCUCGACAACGGCUUCGAGUCGUUUGUCGACGGUUACUUCGAAGGGACACCCUUCUUGACUGAGAUGCUCAAGACUGCCUACCACUACUGGGUCAAGUCGAAGUCGCCAGUGAUUCGCAAAGCUCUCAAGUUGGUACUUGCAUACAACUUGACCCUUCACAUCACCAUGAUCGAGGGUCUGUCUGAGGAAGAAGCCGGUGUCGGCAAGAUCGAAGAUGAGGACAGCAAGUUCUGUGGCAAGACUAUCGCUCCUGGCAUGAUCAACUUCCAGGUCAAGAUUGCCUUGGCCGAUAUGUGGAGAGAACUUCAAAAGGAUGUUCUUGAAGAACUCUCGGCAUUGUACUCCUCUGUGUACAGUGGCGAGAAACUCAAGAACUGGCCAACCAUCUUCAUGCUUGCAGCAAUCCUGCUAGCCGUAUGGGAAGAGAUGCAGUUUGAUGCACACUACCGUACACCUGAUGAGACAGCUGUCAAUCAAUUCUGCAAUGACAUGGAAAGCACUCCUGUUGGCGUAAUCGUCGGCUUGUUCCAAGCUAUCAGCCAGAAGUUGCCCAACUUCAUGGACUGGGACACUCGUAGCCACCACCAACUUCUCAACUCUGACCCUGCCAUCUGCGAGGCUUUGACUGAAGUGAAACAACAUGUCACCAAGCAUGAAAAAUAUCUCCGAUCUAGAUCGGACGCCAAGUUCGACCGCAACGACUUCGACUGUCUGUCGAACAAGUUCCUGGCCAGACUUGUCAUUCGCGCAAAUUGA